Molecule: messenger RNA, 982 nt
Organism: Carcharodon carcharias (great white shark)
Lineage: Eukaryota; Metazoa; Chordata; Chondrichthyes; Lamniformes; Lamnidae
Gene: pdzk1ip1
Product: PDZK1 interacting protein 1
Exons: 4
Coding region: 12-389 (125 amino acids)
Source: RefSeq, a predicted model, not a curated record
CGCAAUCCAUAAUGUUUCGCACAGGUCUUCAGCUGUGUUGUGUUUUUAUCGCAUUGGUCUCUGUAAAUACCCAGAAUGAAGAGCCUAAAGAACAGUCCAGCAGAGGUUUCCAACCUUGGCUUACAGGAAUCAUUGCAGUCGUUGUGUUUUUGUGCGUAUGUUUCAUUGGAUUUAUCAUGAAUAAACUCUGGUGCAAAAAUUCUGAGGAGAGUAAUCAACCAGAACCACCAGCAACAGAAGCUGACUAUGCAAAUAUUAAUGGAACACAAAUCACUGAAACCCUGACUUUAAAAGAUGCUGUGAGAUCCAGUGAACAUCCUAAUGCCUAUGAAAACAUGUGUGAGAUCAACAAUGAUGAAUCGCCAAAGAUAACUAUAACUGCAAUGUAGUGCUAUUAAGGUGUUUUUCAAAAGAUCUAUUUACAGUAAUAGAUUAAUAUUGUAUGAUUUAUUGGAUGCACAGCACAUUUCCUUGCUUAUUUUUGAAUAUGCAGGUGGUAUAUGACAUAUUAUGGAGAAAUUCUAAUGAUAUGGAGCUUUUAGUACAACUUUAACCACAUUUUUCAAUGAGUCUGAGUAUUUCACAUGUAUGAGCUUUUAAAUUUGAUUUUUUUGAAUAUAUUUUUAUGUAAAAAUUCAGAUUUUUUUCUUUCCCUGAGCUUUGGGGUAGGCAGGUGACCUGCUCAUAAAUGCCACUUUGUACAUCACAUGCACUGCUUACUCCGAAAUAUGUGACAGCAGUUCAGGAUUUUUCAACUUCUGAUUUUUGUGAACAAAUUCCCCUCUACACUGACUAUAUCUCCUGAACACAAUCAUGCCAAGAACUGAACCCUGAACUGAACUGAAUUCUGGAAGGAGCCAUAGGUUUGAGCCUGACAAGCUGCUGCUCUGAGCAGGCAGCAAGCUCCUAGGUCCACUCCUCCAUCACCCUCUACUCCUCAACCCCCUCCUAUGGCACCACCCCAUGCCCACGCAAAAGAUGC